Messenger RNA from Lobosporangium transversale, 691 nucleotides. RefSeq names its product ribonuclease-III-like-domain-containing protein. Bases 90 to 635 code for a protein of 181 amino acids. The record is from RefSeq and is a predicted model, not a curated record. Gene Ontology annotation, molecular function: structural constituent of ribosome; ribonuclease III activity. Gene Ontology annotation, cellular component: mitochondrial large ribosomal subunit. The transcript is spliced from 4 exons. Gene Ontology annotation, biological process: mitochondrial translation; RNA processing. NCBI's taxonomy places the organism in Eukaryota, Fungi, Mortierellomycota, Mortierellomycetes, Mortierellales, Mortierellaceae.
CGCACCCAUUCAUGCGCUUGCACUGUCCCUGCUUGUCCAUCACUGCAGCCUUCAACCUGAAACUUCAAGUAAUAUAAAAACAGACAGUCAUGCUUCAGAGAGUAUCCGUUAUUAAGCCAACUCGAUUGGUCACCAAUGUCAAUCGAUACAUCAAUCAUGAGGCUCGUGCUUAUCUCUCUACUAAACCAACUUCUCAGGAGGAUACCGUAAAAGCUAGUGCAGUCUAUAAGCGUCUCGGCAUUGAACUUUCGGACCCAGAACUUAUGACCCAAUCUAUUACACAUAAAUCAUUUGCUCACGCCACUGUACCCACGAAUGAGAGACUUGGGGCCCUAGGGCGUACAUUUUUGGAGCUUCAUGUCACUGAACAGAACUGGGACAAGACUAAGUCUAACGACACGUUGAAAGCAUCAGUCUCACAUUCACUUAGGAUGGACACAUUAGCCAAGAUUGCACGGUCGAUGGGUGUGGAUGAAGCAAUGCGCUGGAAAUCACCGUCGUCAGCACCAGGGGCAAAAGUCGGAGAAACUACAGUCUUGGCGCAAACGAUGGAAGCCAUUGUCGGGGCAGUAUACCACGACCAGGGAUCAAAGGCAGCAAGAGAGUUUGUGUCGAAACACAUUUAUACUUAUUAGAAAGUGAAAGGAGGAUAAGGGCAAGGCAGGGGGAGAGGUAAUCGAAUCGAGUAAAG